AUCCGCAGCAGGAUCUCGAGCGGGUGUCCGACAGCAGGAGCAGCUCAUCUUUUGGAUGAUUCAGUCGACUGUCAGGUGCUAGACGCGUUACACCGACUCCGCCCCUCCGGCUUCGGCGCCGUUUCCGGUUCCCUAUAAUUCUUUCCCUCGCGGUCUGUUGUCAAUGUCAGUGAGAUUGAAGGGAGGGAAAUAUGAAUCCGUCAAAGUGGAAUUUUGUUUCCGUGGUGAUGUUCUCGUUAAUCUCUACGGUCAUCCUGGACGACACGCCAGGCUCCGGGCAGCAACAACAGAAGCACCAAGCUCCGAUAGCUCCGACGGCGGGCCAAUCGACUAACGUGCCACCCUACUGGGACCAUCUACUCCGCGAGUCCGUGUUAAAGACGAUCUCGCCGCCGCCCUCCUCUAACAUCAACCUGUACAAACGCUUGUUGGAUGCGCCGUUUUACGGCGGUCCAUUUCCGGUACUGUCGAACGACACCGACCGCGUCGUGCUGUCGCGUGGGGACGUUUAUUAUCUGCCAAACAGCAACUGGAUCCUUUGCCAGGAGGGAUGCGUCAAUUGCGAAGUGUGUGCGGACCACACACAUCCGGUGCUGAAGUGGGUCCUCCGACGAGUCAAGAGGCGACCAUGGCACGGCCAGCCGCGACAGGACUUUCAGCUAACGCUAAUCCCUCAGAAGGACGGUAGUUAUCUCAUGAAGAAUCUUUGGCCGCGAUCUUUUGUCUACGUGACCACCCCAGCUGAUCAGAUCGCUUAUUUGAACGGUAGAAUCGGUCAUCAUCUUGAUACUCAUCAAGAGAACCUUGAAAACAGUUUCACUGGACAACAUCGGAAGUCUACCAACUUCUGGAGAUUCGUCGAGAGGAACUCGGCCAACGAGCGACCCGUAAACGGAGAACAGAGCAAAGCGACCGAAGCCUCGGUAUCUUUGGGUAACUCUAGGAGAAGCCAAGGCGCUACACCUACGCUCGAAAAUACUACGCAGAGCGGUGUGUCGAAUUCUGAGAGGACCACUCGUGUGAAACCCUCUGAUGUAUCUAUGGAGAACAGUUCCACGAUAAGCGAGAGCGGAAGGGAUCGAUUGGGACAAUUGCUCCCGAAACUGAUCCUCGGGACCGAUCAACUCGGACAGAAACACUUGGUGCACGUGGUGCCCGCUGAUGCACCGGGCAAUGUAAGCUUGACGAAUGUUUUGGCGCGCGGCGCUUUGAAUGCCACCGGUCUCGGUCAGCACCGGAAUAAGACCACUUAUCAAAGGAUCCUGCGGAGGAUCUACGAUUCGCUGAGCAGCAACAGGCGAUCUAUAGAGAGCUUCCUGGAACCUCCGCCGCGGACAGAAGGCCAUUACGUUGAAGAUCAUCAGCUGCAGGAAACGAGAAAUGUUCUUAAGGGAUUAAAACAGUUAAAUAGAUUACAUCGAAAUAAUAAUGAGAGAUCUAGGAAUGGAACUGUGGACCGAGGGUGGCCUCAUGUUUUGAAUUGGAAAAGACAAAGAAGAACGUCAGAAAUAGGCACGAGUGCAUUAAUAAGUAGUGAGAUUGAUGUCAAUCGUACGUUGAAUAAUAGUCAUAAUUUAGAUUCGAAAGUACAGAGUAAUAUGAUGAAUGUUACAUUUAAUGGGGAUAGCAAUAAGAACGGGAAUAACUUUGAACAUUUUAAUCCCAACGUAAUUAAUCGGUAUUAUUAUAGCAGAAAUGUAAGUGAUCAUAAUCUGAGAACGAAUAGUGAUUCUGGCACAAGACAGGAAACACAAUUUGUGCCAAGUAAGUUUAAAAUAAUAAUUACCACCGAGUCGAUCAUGAAAUCAAUGAAGAAUUCAGAGCUAAUUACAAAUUUUUGGAAGAGUGUUGGACGAGACAGUGAUCAAUUAAAUUACAAUGGUACAAGUAUGCAGGAAGGUCCAUUGCUCAUUAGUUUAAUAAAUAAAUCUCAACAAUUUUAAUUAAAUUCGAGGAAAUUUGUAUAUUGAAGGAUCAUAAUUAAUCCCUAAUGCAAAGUGGUAAAUUAAAAGCAGCAUGUAUAUAAUGCAGUAACAAAGUAGGGCGAGAUCGCAUGGUAAUUAAAUAUAACUUUGCUUUUAAACUGUGCAGCCGCUAAUUGCAACGUGACACUCAAGCGUAAAACAUUUGAUGAAACUGCAGAUCUCUAUGUUACAUAAAUACAUUGAUUAACAUAAUGUUACAUUGUUAUCCCUCUGAACAAUAUAAAGUUCAUUUUUACCUUUUUUCUAUUAUCAAAUUACGAAUUACGUGUACAAAAAUUUAAUACAAUUUAAUACAUAAAUUAAUACAAAAGGUUUAAAACAGUUUCAAUUUGUUCUUUCACUGAAAAGAUUAAUGAAAGAGUCAUUUUUUAUAUUAAUCUGAAAUUCAUAUUAAUAUUAUAUAAAUAUUGAAUAAUAAUUUUCAAUUAAAGCAUGACAAAAAUUCGUAACUCUUAAUAUAUCUUUUUUCGAAAUUGAUAUUUUGAAAAACCGUUUAGAUAGUUAAAUUUGUUAUAAAAAGACACUUAACUUUUGCUUGAAAAAUUUGUUUCUAAGUGAAUAAUUUUCAAGACACUGAGAAGAAUAUGAUUCACUUCACAUUCACAUUCACAUUUUAUCCCCAUGUUUGGGGGCUAUUUUCACCUCAUAAAUAUAAACUAUUGCAGAUAAAAAGAAUACGUGUCAAAUAAUUUUUUAUAAAUUAUAUACUGUGUAAAUUUGAUUAAAAUCAGUGUGACACUUGGAUAAUGUUCUUUGUUACCAUAUUUUGAUGCUGUAUGUAAUAUUAUAUGUACAACAAUAUACGUUGUUGAUGUUAUGUAUUUGAAGCUUGUGCUAUGAAUAGUAACUCUUUCCAUGAAUGCCGGUAACAGAAGAAUUAAUUUUAAAUUUAAUUUUGUAUCCAUUAUUCUAUUACAUACAAAUUGUUCACAUUGUGAACGCACAAAACCCGCAGACCAAUCGCGCAAUAAAACGAACUAAUAGUGCCGACCCUAGGCGACGCACUUAACACCGUAAGCCCGCGAGUAGCUCCAUCGCCAGCACCGCUAAGAGGAUCGACCAGCCUUAAUCAGGUCUGGCGCGAUCGUUUAAAACGAUUAUAACCCUUCCUCCUCUCGCCCUUGGUGUCACGAACCGUCGCAACAGUCUCACGCAUUACUUAGCGGCUCGGGAGGGCGGCUAUGCGUCCCUCCGUGUGUGACCUUCGCGAGUCUGUUCAGCUCCUCUCAGUAAUUGCGUGCCAAUGGAAGGGGUAGGGGAACGAUACACAUACACCGGGUGUACCAGAUAUCGUGAUUCAAUCGAAACAUAAUAAUUCUUCGCGCAAAAAUAUAUUCAAAACAUAUAUGGUUAGUUACGCGUUGAAAUGGCCAAUAAGGGAUGUAUAAAACUUUCUCCUCGCGAGGGUGUACUAUCAAAAGGGUUGAAGAAUUGAGUAUUUUUAAAAAUUUUAGCAGAGAACUAGGAUCUGUGAAAUUUCUACUUAUGGCCAACACCUUUCUCAAUAAAAACAGACUUUUUAUAUAUUAAGAAACAUUGUAUAUCAGUU
Molecule: messenger RNA, 3534 nt
Organism: Nomia melanderi (Alkali bee)
Lineage: Eukaryota; Metazoa; Arthropoda; Insecta; Hymenoptera; Halictidae
Source: RefSeq, a predicted model, not a curated record